AUGAUAAUGUAUGUUGCAUUUAUUAUGAGUAUUAUUUUUAUAGUUAGUUUGGUGGGGGUUUCUUCGAAGCCUUCUCCUAUUUAUGGGGGUUUAGGGUUGAUUGUGGGUGGUGCUAUGGGGUGUGGAAUUGUUUUUAGCUUUGGUGGUUCAUUUCUAGGUUUAAUGAUGUUUUUGGUCUAUUUGGGAGGAAUACUAGUUGUGUUUGGUUAUACGACAGCUAUGGCUACUGAGCAGUAUCCUGAAGCUUGAAUUUCUAAUAAGGUGGUGUUGGGUGGGUUCCUUCUGGGUUUAGUAGUGGAGAUUUUGGCAGUAUUUUGUGUACUUGAGAGUGAAAAUAUGGGUAUUGUGUUUGAUUUUGGUGGGUUGGGGGAUUGGGAUUGUUGUGGUGUGGGGAGCUUUGAGGUUUUUAGUGAGGAGAUUAUAGGUAUUGCCGGACUAUAUAGCUAUGGUACUUGGUUGGUUGUUGUAACUGGUUGAUCGUUGUUUGUUGGUGUUGUGGUUGUUAUGGAGAUUACUCGAAGUAAUUAA
Lipotes vexillifer (Yangtze River dolphin) is the source of this 528-nucleotide messenger RNA. The record is from the annotation of a RefSeq genome assembly. Lineage: Eukaryota; Metazoa; Chordata; Mammalia; Artiodactyla; Lipotidae.